AUGGAUAAUCUCAAUAUUGACAUUCGCCAGUGGCUUCCGGAUGAGAUGCCAGAGAGUGGAAACUGGAAACCCUUUGCGCUAGCAAGUGUUGUCUUUGUCGUUUUGCGAUUCUCCAUUAUUGUUACCUACCGGCUUCUCUUCUCCCCUCUAGCCAAAUUCCCUGGUCCAAAGAUUGCUGCGUCAACUCACCUCUAUGAGUCGUACUAUGACUAUUGGAAGCAAGGCCAAUACUACAAAGUCAUCCAACGCAUGCAUGAGAAAUACGGUCCCAUCGUACGCGUCACGCCUGAUGAACUGUUAAUUAACGACCCAGACUUUUAUGAUACCGUCUAUGUUAAUG
This is a messenger RNA of Fusarium subglutinans, 340 nucleotides long. Its product is annotated as cytochrome P450 monooxygenase monooxygenase. The annotation marks the transcript as partial. NCBI's taxonomy places the organism in Eukaryota, Fungi, Ascomycota, Sordariomycetes, Hypocreales, Nectriaceae. The transcript is spliced from 2 exons. Gene Ontology annotation, molecular function: iron ion binding; monooxygenase activity; oxidoreductase activity, acting on paired donors, with incorporation or reduction of molecular oxygen. The record is from RefSeq and is a predicted model, not a curated record.